This is a messenger RNA of Orbicella faveolata, 2019 nucleotides long. RefSeq lists its product as uncharacterized. The record is from RefSeq and is a predicted model, not a curated record. Gene Ontology annotation, molecular function: L-2-aminoadipate:2-oxoglutarate transaminase activity; pyridoxal phosphate binding. Lineage: Eukaryota; Metazoa; Cnidaria; Anthozoa; Scleractinia; Merulinidae. Gene Ontology annotation, biological process: biosynthetic process.
GUAAUUUUUCGUAGUCAAUCAUGCGUGGUUAGCGUGUGAAUAUUUGGACGUGAGUUAUACGUUUAUCGCACGAGAGCCAUCUAAGAAUGGCAGCGGGAACAUUACUUGAAGAUCUUGGUUGUUAUAAUUCCGAUGUAGUCGACUUGUCCAUCUCAUCACAGGAUUCUGUUAUUCUGAACAUCUGUAAAGAUGGCAUGGAGCUGGGAACUGUGCACUGCUUGGCUACUCAAGAUCCUGGAGACUUAUUUCAGUAUGGACCAAGACAAGGAAAUUUGGAGUUGCGUCAGUCAUUAGCCAAUUUUCUGGCUGAGGAGUAUGGACAUCAAGUAUCAAGUGAGCGUCUGUUCAUUACUGGAGGAUCAUCACAAGGCCUUGUUUUGUUAUGCAAUGUGCUCUCUCAGUCUGGGGAUCCUGUUUUUGUGCCUGAUCUCACUGGUAGUUCCCUUGACAUUUUCAGGGAUUUGAGCCUCAAACUUGUUUCAGUUCCAACUGAUGAGAAUGGGUUGAUUGUGGAAGAACUGGACAAACUUCUGAAAGCACAUUCUUAUAGGAAGAGAUCAGCAACAGAAAAGAAGCCAUUCUGGGGAUUUGUUUACUUGAUGACUAUUUUCAAGAAUCCUACUGGACAGUCACUCCCAGAAGACAGAUGUAAUGCUCUUAUUGAGAUUAUCAGGAAGCAUAAGGUGUUGUGUUUGUGUGACGACACUUUGGCCUGUUUGUCCUAUGCUGAAAGUGACCCUGCAUUUAAAAAAGCACCAAAAAGGCUCUUUGCCUAUGAUCAAAGUUCAGCAGGUUCUGCAGAACAUGGAAACAUUGUUUCUCUUGGAUCAUUUUCUACAAUAUUCAGUCCUGGUUUGAGAAUUGGCUGGUUGGAAGCCCCGCAAAAUGUCUUAGGACAUUUAAAAAAUAGUUCUUUUGUGUGCCACGUUGGUUCAAGUCAGCACUAUCUCAGUGGAGUGAUGGCUAGUGUCAUUGAACUUGGUCAACUUGAAAAACUUCUUUCCUCUCUGAAAAUCAGCUACCAUGGUCGACUUGCUGCCAUGUUUGAUGUACUCCUGCAACACAUGCCCAAAGAAGUAAAGCUUUCCAAACCUCAGGGUGGAAUAUUUGUAUGGAUAACGUUACCUCAAAACAUUGAUGCCGAUGAGCUGCUGAAAGUUUGUAGAGAAAAGUACAAUGUUGGCUUCUCUCCUGGCUCAGAAUUCUCUUCGACCCCGGACAAGUUCAGAAACUGUAUUCGGUUGUGUGUUGCUCAUUACAACGAAAAAAUUCUGUCUUCAGCUGUGGAGAGACUGGCGACAGCUAUCAAGGAGAAAAUGUAGGCAGCUUCUUGUGGGCAACCUAGAAAGAUGACGCUGCAGACUGUGGUGGAAAAUAGUGCGACCUGCAGAAAACAGAAACAUAUUAUGAAGCUGGAGAGUUAUGGUGCAAAUUUGGGGUUACUUCUUCCGUGUCUACGAAGCAGCUGAGAUCUGUAUAGAAGCAAGAAACUGAACCGAGAAACGGUUGAACCACAAAAAGAAAAUUAGGAGAAGGACAAGAUAGUGGGUUCUAAUCACUUAGAUACGUUUUAAAUUGGAUGAAGAGGUCUUGUUUGGACACUAUUCUUGUAUCGAAUUGUCUUGCAAGAUUUGCAGGGGCGAUAGUUCCUGUGAACGGUCUGGGCGUACAGUACUUAAUUAAGAUGAUUAUGACUUAUCAUACCAGCUAAUGGUAAUCUUUUUUUGCACUGAGGUAGGUUAACUUGCAAGGCAGGGAGCUGCCUUAUUCGGUGACUUUUGAUUUCCUGCCCCGUGACGUGGCACAAAUGAGCAGUCUUAGUUUGGUCCAAGUUUCCCAGCGCGCCGAAACUGAGAAAUGAUACAGACAUAUAAAGUGAUCUCUUCUCUCAAUUGCAUUCACUGCUACAGGGAGCUGUUUUCGCAAUGUGUUACGAGUGUCGUUGUAGAGCAGGGUUGUUUCCAGACAACUCAGGAUCGCUGGUAACAGCAACAAACUAAUUUAUUUCCGUAAGGUAAC